Rangifer tarandus platyrhynchus (Svalbard reindeer) is the source of this 852-nucleotide messenger RNA. The record is from the annotation of a GenBank genome assembly. NCBI's taxonomy places the organism in Eukaryota, Metazoa, Chordata, Mammalia, Artiodactyla, Cervidae.
AUGCCCCUCCGGGCCCGCGGGCCGCGCCGCCCAAGCGCGGAUCUGUGCACUUUGGUGAAAUGCCACAUCUGGCCUCUCUCCUGGAGGGCAACAGGGCACUCCGGCCCCGCGGGAGUUGCCCGGGAGUCCCCGGAGACGCCGGCGCCCAGGAUACCACGGGCCGGCCGGGUGCGGAACGGAUCCCGCUUGCAGCGAACUAGCGUUCGGCUGGGCUCUGAGGCAGAGGCCGGGGCGCGGCGCAGGGGACGCGGCUGGGAGAUGGGGUGGGGUAGAGAGGCCGUAGAUCGAGACGGAGGACCGAAGAGAGACAGGGCUGAGGAGAUGCGGCAGGAGGGAAGGAACGGAGAGGCCGGGCAGCGCCGACCCGGUUCCCUCGGCGCCGGGAGCCUCCGAGACUCCGCCCAGCCCACGGCCGCGACCCCGCGGGCCCCCGCCGCCCCGGGCCCAGGCCUCCGGCCGCGCUCCCUGAUCCAUCAGCUGGUUCUGCUGUCGGAGGUGGGGGAAGGGAGGGCGCCACAGCCGGUGCCAGCUUGGAGGGGGGGUAUUGCGAGGAGGGGCGGAGAGCACAUCGAAAAUUCCGAGACAUCUGUUCACCCACGGAGGAGACACCGGGCGCAAGAAGGCUGGGAGCCCCCACCCCGCCGGCUCUGCCCGAGGUUCCAGGGGCAAGGGCGGGACUCCCGUCCCCACCUCACUCCCCACCAACCUCAGCCAAGCCCCCUACCCCCAGCUAUCAAAGCUGGCCUGCAGAGCGGGGAAGAGGGGGCGCCAAGCUUGGGAUCAGACUGGGGGUGGAAUUCAGGAGCUGCUGUCCUCCUGGCGGGUCCCCAGAAGGGGAGAAUCAGGGCCUAG